AGACCUGCUGUUACAUCUGUACAUCUACUGCUAAGUUUUACAUGAAAGUCAUUUGCUUUUCAGAGUGUAAAAAAUGGAUUUGGCCAACCAUGGACUCAUUCUGCUGCAGCAGCUAAAUGCUCAGAGAGAGUUUGGCUUCCUGUGUGACUGCACAGUUGCUAUUGGUGAUGUCUACUUCAAGGCACACAAAUCUGUCCUUGCCUCUUUCUCCAACUACUUUAAGAUGUUGUUUGUUCAUCAAACCAGUGAAUGUGUCCGUUUGAAAGCCACUGACAUACAGCCAGAUAUCUUCAGUUAUCUCUUGCAUUUGAUGUACACGGGGAAGAUGGCACCGCAGCUCAUUGACCCAGUUCGACUGGAACAGGGAAUAAAGUUUCUGCAUGCAUAUCCCCUAAUUCAAGAGGCCAGCCUCGCAAGUCAGGGAACUUUUUCCCACCCGGAUCAAGUUUUUCCAUUAGCAUCUUCAUUAUAUGGCAUUCAGAUUGCAGAUCACCAGAUAAGACAUCCCACUAAGGUUACAUCAGCAUCUGACAAACUCGGGCGGGAGCCGAGGCCCCAGACUUCCCGGAUGAACCCGGAGCAGGUUCCCGAGGGCUCGCAGCUGCCUACGGCCCUGCCACAAGUGACCCGGACAAAUAUGAGCGCGUCCGACCCGCUGCCGUCAUCUCUGUCUCCGGAGCUGGUGUCUGCCGCUGGCAAUAACUCCCCCGCGGGAGAGGAAGCCGCCAUGGAAGCGUCUUCCUCGGAUGAGCAGCCCUCGCUCACCAUAGCGCACGUGAAGCCGAGCAUCAUGAAGAGGAACGGGAGCUUCCCGAAAUACUACGCCUGCCACCUGUGCGGCCGCCGCUUCAACCUGCGGAGCAGCUUGCGCGAGCACCUCCAGAUCCACACGGGCGUCCCCUUCACCUCCUCCCAGCAGGGGGACAGCAACAUCUCCCUGUCCCUCUGUAACAACACGGCGGAGAAGGAGGCCAUGGAGGUGCCCGAGGCGGGAAUGAUCAGCGACAGCGAGCUGCAGCAGAUCUCGGACUCGCCCCUCAUCGACGGGCAGCAGCAGUCGGAGACGCCGCCGCCCUCCGACAUCGCAGACAUAGACAACCUGGAGCAGGCCGACCAGGAGCGGGAGGUGAAGCGGCGGAAAUACGAGUGCUCCAUUUGCGGCCGCAAGUUCAUCCAGAAAAGCCACUGGAGGGAGCACAUGUACAUCCACACGGGCAAGCCGUUCAAGUGCAGCACGUGCGACAAAAGCUUCUGCAGGGCCAACCAGGCUGCCAGGCACGUGUGCCUAAACCAGAGCAUGGACACGUACACCAUGGUGGACAAACAGACGCUGGAGCUCUGCACUUUCGAGGAGGGCAGCCAAAUGGACAACAUGCUGGUGCCGACCAACAAGCCCUACAAAUGUAACUUGUGUGACAAAACGUUCUCAACUCCCAAUGAAGUAGUUAAACAUUCGUGCCAAAACCAGAACUCUGUUUUUACCCUAGAGGAAGAUCGCUCCAUUCUGCUAGGUAGCGGGGACGCGGAAGCCACGGAGACUGAGAAUUCAGUGUUAGCCUCCAUCAAAAAGGAGCAGGAAGCAGUGUUGUUAGACUGAAUGUGAAACCUGUCUCAAUUUUUAACAUUUCUUUAUUCAUUUUUAUUAAACCGAUUUCUCCCUCCCCUCUCUUACCUCACUUUCCUCCUGCCGCCUUUUCCACCAUCCUCCUGGGCGCCCGUUGUCUUCAGCAACCAGAACUGCACCGGCACAUUAGGGAAUGGGACUUUGCCUCUCCCACCAAAACAAACAAAAAGCUCUCGCAUCGAACCACAACAUAAUUGAUUUUAAUACAAAGGAACGCGUGAAAAAGUAAUCCAGCUAACUAUGCUGAUAGGAUUAGCUAAUCUAAAUUGCAUAGAUUUUAAACAGAGUUUAGGUUACUUAAAAGCAUAUUUAGAUACAAUGAUGAGUGUAAUGAGAAACGGAAUGAGUUUGGUAAGCAAAGAGUAUAUAUAUAUAUAUAUAUAUAUGUUUCCCCGGUAAAAGGCAUUUUGAGAAGAUCUGGCAAAAUCAAACUCCAUGUGCAAGUUAAUUAUUAUAACUUAAAAGAAAUCUUUUUUUUUUCCUCAAUCCAAGAAACUAUUAAUUGACUAAAAAAUUGCUGUGGGUUUGGGGUGGGAUUUUUUUUUGCCUUACAUUGUCCUUCAAAUAUGCCUUUGGAUAUCUGUUUCGAGUAGCAUCAUUGAUUCAAACAAAGCAGUUACUUGA
Messenger RNA from Nothoprocta perdicaria, 2248 nucleotides. It is a transcript of the gene ZBTB2, whose product is annotated as zinc finger and BTB domain containing 2. Lineage: Eukaryota; Metazoa; Chordata; Aves; Tinamiformes; Tinamidae. Gene Ontology annotation, cellular component: nucleus. The record is from RefSeq and is a predicted model, not a curated record. Gene Ontology annotation, molecular function: DNA-binding transcription factor activity, RNA polymerase II-specific; protein binding; RNA polymerase II cis-regulatory region sequence-specific DNA binding. Gene Ontology annotation, biological process: regulation of transcription by RNA polymerase II. Bases 74 to 1597 code for a protein of 507 amino acids. The transcript is spliced from 2 exons.